Molecule: messenger RNA, 2032 nt
Organism: Jatropha curcas
Lineage: Eukaryota; Viridiplantae; Streptophyta; Magnoliopsida; Malpighiales; Euphorbiaceae
Gene: ACD1
Product: Pheophorbide a oxygenase family protein with Rieske 2Fe-2S domain-containing protein
Cellular component (GO): chloroplast thylakoid; cytoplasm
Molecular function (GO): pheophorbide a oxygenase activity; chlorophyllide a oxygenase activity; 2 iron, 2 sulfur cluster binding
Source: RefSeq, a predicted model, not a curated record
CACACAAAAGAAAAAUAAAUUCCUCCUGCGAGUAUCGGCUUGCUGCUUCCACAUGACAAAGUUUGAAUCUUUUGUUUUCAUUUCAUGUCUAGAAAGUGGUAAAGAUAUUUCCACACUCACAGUAGAAGCUUGCACGCAAACUCCUCUCUGCUUUCUCUCUCUACUGUUUUGUCUCUCUCUGAAAACAUCCCCUGAUAGAAACAAACCAGAAAAGUUGCUAUAAGCUAAACCGAGAAAAGAAGAAAAAUCAUCAUUGAACUACUAAUAUGGCUUUAAUUGUCUCUGCUUCUUGCAUACCCAAGUCUUUACUAUCACCAACAUCAACAAACCAAACCCAUUCCAAAGACUCUAGCUUUUUGUUUAACAGAAAUUUUAUUAGUGAAAAACUGCCAAAAAGAACCCAAAACUUCUCUCGUCUACAUGUGGCAGCACCACCAUCACCAUCACCAUCUAUACAGAAAGAAGAGGAAGGAGAAGAAGAGUAUAGAGUUGAUGAUGAGAGUGGAGAGGAGAGUUCUGAUUCGAAAUUCUCCUGGCGGGACCAUUGGUACCCGGUUUCUUUGGUUGAAGAUUUGGACCCUAGGUUGCCAACCCCAUUUAAGCUUCUAGGUCGAGACUUAGUUCUCUGGUUUGAUAAGGCCAAUCAAGAAUGGGUUGCAUUUGAUGACAAGUGUCCCCAUAGGCUUGCUCCUUUAUCUGAAGGCAGGAUUGAUGAAAAUGGGCAUUUGCAAUGUUCAUACCAUGGAUGGUCAUUUGAUGGAUGCGGAUCUUGCACAAGGAUUCCUCAGGCCUCGCCUGAAGGUCCUGAAGCUCGUGCAGUCAAGUCCCCAAGGGCUUGUGCAACCAGAUUUCCGACAAUGGUGUCCCAAGGUCUUCUCUUUGUUUGGCCGGACGAAAAUGGUUGGGAAAGAGCUCAGGCCACCAAGCCACCAAUGUUACCCGAUGACUUCGAUAGACCUGAGUUUUCAACAGUUACAAUUCAGCGUGAUUUGUUCUACGGCUAUGAUACACUCAUGGAGAAUGUCUCUGAUCCUUCUCACAUUGAUUUUGCUCAUCACAAGGUCACAGGAAGGAGAGAUAGAGCGAAGCCUUUGCCAUUUAAGUUGGAGGGUAGCGGCCCUUGGGGCUUUGCUGGGGCUAAUGAGGGAAAUCCACGGAUCAGCGCAAAGUUUAUUGCACCCUGUUACUACAUCAACAAAGUAGAGAUAGAUACAAAACUGCCUAUAGUUGGCAACCAGAAAUGGAUAAUAUGGAUCUGUUCCUUCAAUGUCCCAAUGGCACCUGGGAUUACCCGCUCAAUUGUUUGUAGUGCUCGUAACUUCUUCCAGUUCACAAUGCCAGGUCCUGCCUGGUGGCAGGUGGUUCCAAGAUGGCACGAGCACUGGACCUCAAAUAAGGUGUAUGACGGAGACAUGAUUGUUCUUCAAGGUCAAGAGAAGAUUUUCCUUUCCAAGUCAAAAGAAGGAUCUGCUGAUAUAAAUCAGCAAUACACAAAACUCACAUUUACACCCACUCAAGCAGAUCGCUUUGUCUUAGCGUUUCGCAAUUGGCUCAGGCGACAUGGUAACAGCCAACCCGAGUGGUUUGGAAAUACCAAGCAACCUUUGCCAUCAACUGUCCUAUCAAAACGUCAGAUGUUGGAUAGAUUUGAACAGCAUACACAGAAAUGCUCAUCAUGUAAAAGUGCCUACUCUGCAUUCCAGAUAUUGCAGAAAGUUCUAAUUGGUGCAACUGUUGCUUUCUCCGCUACAGCUGGUAUUCCUUCAGAUUUGCAAUUUAGGGUUUUAUUGGCUGGACUUGCAAUUGUAAGUGCUGGCUUGGCCUACAUUUUGAACCAACUUGAAAAAAACUUCGUAUAUAUUGAUUAUGUACAUGCUGAAAUUGAUUAAGAGAAGGAAAGAUAGAAACUUUGUAUAUUGUUAAACUUACAAAUUAGAGGAUUCAUAACAGUUUUUGCAAUUUACAAACAAAAUUAUAGGUCUAUAAACUUGUAAAAGUUUCUAAUCAGUUCCAAUGAAAAUUAUUUCAGUUA